GGAAGGAAAGGAAAGGAAGAAGGGAGGGAGGCGGAGGGCUGGGGGCCCGCAGAGGGGCUGGAGUUAAAGGACAAAGGGGGAAAGUGCUGCUGCUGGGCUGGGGGGGGGUCCGGGCGCCUUGUCUGCGUGCCUCAGGGCACCCGCUGAGGGGCCCUUCCCCGCUGAGGGGCCCUUCCCAGCUGGAGUCCCCCCCGCGAGCCCCUUGCUUGGGGUUUUCUUUGGGGAGCAGACACGGGUGUUUUGUGCAACACAGGGUGUAGCAGGGCUGUGGGGUUGCCUGCAGGCUGUUAGCAGGGCGUGUGGCUGGGAGGCAUGUGGGGUAGCUCAGGGAGGGGAGCGGCCCCACCGAGGGAGUGGAGGUGAACGCGAGGGUGAGAGCAGGGUUUGGAGCAGUCCUCGCUUCUGGAGCCAGUGCUUGGCCACACUGGUGCUGGGCAAGCGACACACGGCCUGCCCUGUCUGACCUGCCACAGUUAACCAGGUUCCUGCAUUCAGAGGCUCCUGGCAUGCUGGAAGGGCUGCUGCCACCCACACACGCACCACCCACACCUGGCGGUGUGCAACCGGGAGCUAUGGCUCAACCCACAGACGUCCUCCUCUCCCCCUGUCCUUCGGUGGGCCUGGCUGCUUGGAAGAGCUUCCAAGACCCUCAGACCUCAAGGACGACCUUUCAGCCAGGGAUAAAAAGCUGUCGGACGUGACUCAGCCGUCACGGGCAGGAGAGGGUGGUGCGUGUCAUGCUGUCUGCAUUGUGCAAGAGGUGGGAGGUAUAAUCUGAUUGUAAAAUAAAUAAUAAAUAAAUAAAUAAACAAUGUUUAACAAGGGAUUUGUAGUGUGCAAUAGUUAUUUUUAAGUAGACUUCAGGUUUAAUUCAGGUUUCAGUUCACAGCUAUAAAUCUAGCGUUGUACCAAGCAUAACAAAGGCAGAAAACACUACAAAUUAUUUUUGUAGUCCUUGGUAACGAUACCAUCUCUUAUCAUUCUUCCCACUGGCGCUUUAGUAAUUGUGAAUUGAAGAACACCACUGUUUCAUAAACAGAAUCACAAAUGGCAAACUUUUGCAAUACCACCCUGAAGUCUUUAGUUUUAGAAAUGGGAUUUUAACUAUGACAUUACGUGAAUUUGGACCUACCCAAAAGUUUUCCAUCCACACAUUUUAAAUAACACCAAGGCAUGCUAAUGCCCUAUUUAGACUGUAAAGGUGGAAGCAGGAAGAUUUUUUUUUUUUUGCAUUGUUCUUCAAUAUUGUACUUGCAUAGGAACACAUCUAGCAUUGAUGCUGUGAAAGCAAAGUAAGGAAAAUAAAUUGUUCAUCUGCUGAAUUGCUGCUUAAUCCUGCUCUUCUGUUGUUGCUCAAAAGAAGGAUUAUUGUCUAAAUCUCUACAUUUCUAGAGCUAGAAGAUUAAGGACAUAAAAUGACAUAACGGGGAUCACAUCUUCUUUCUUUGCUUUUUUUUUUUUUUCUUCCCCGUGGCCUUAGCAUCAAUUUAAAAACCUGCCACACAGAGAAAUUUCAGCACUGCUGUAUGUUUUCACUCACUGCUUAUCUGAACAGACCUUUGUUCCUUGACUUCUUUGCUUCUAUGCAUCAUACUUCCAGUUACAGCAGUGGCACUUUCUGGUCACUUCCCUGUUGCUAUAUGCCAUUGCUGCCAGAAUGGCUUCCAUGUUGCCAGUCUCGCCAUCCCUCCCCUGAGUUACUUCAUUCAAUCACCUUUUGCUUUGUGCAGUUACCUGUAAAGCAGCUAGCUACUUGUCGUUUAACACACACAAAAAAAGCUAAGAUUAAUGACCUACUAAAGUAGCGUUGGUACGCUAAACAUCCCCGGAAAGUCAUCUGUAGUGUCUUUGUAAGUCAGAUGGAAGAGUCAGUUUUUAUUGCCCCUUGUGACAAGUGCUUGCUGUUGCAAUCUUCCACUUCCUUUUUUUUCAGUGUAGAUUUUGUCCUUCUGUCUUAAUGCCUUUCCUCUUGAAUCCUUGAGCAACUGCCUGUCCCAUCUUAGCAGCCUUGCCUUUACAAUUUCACCUUUCAUGUAUGUCAUGGCUCUACUCUGUGGAAUUCCUCACCUCUCUCUCUCAAGUUAACAAUUUCCUCAAAAAAUUGAACAAAGGUUAUGCAGCUGUGCCAUAUCAGAACUGACAGCUGGAAAUGUAGGGAAGGUUGUAUUACUCCUUUUUGUGUUCAUCUUUGAAGCACACACAUGGGUGCAAGUCUUCCACAAAAAAAUUUGUACAUUCCUACAUUUUUUCAAGUCUUAGUAAAGGGAUGGGUAGAUAGCUUUCUGGAGAACAGAGGCAUAUAUGUAUUUUUUGUCAUCUGCCUUUGGAUGAUAACAACUACGUUAACCUUGUUUGUAAUAUAAUUGGCUAAAAGUGUAGCUCAGAGUGAUAAUUUGCUGGGAAAAAUAAGACCGAUGUAGCAAAGAAGUUGAGUAUACUGCACAGUUUUCUCCAUUAGUUCAUAGUGUCUAGAUUUAAUGAAAGAUUACCAUAGUCUUAAUUUUUCAGGAAGAAAGACCAGCAGUUUCCUGAGCUCAGGAGAUACUGAGAAGUGGUUUCCUACAGAAUUUUGUCUCAUGGUUUAUUCAUUUUUCUACCCCCUAAUUGCAAGAUCACACCAUUGGCUUUACCUGAAUAGGAAAAAUUAAAUGGAUAUUAGUCCACAGUCCUACAAAUGCUGUAACGGAUAUCACUAUGCCUGUUACAGAUGUGCUUUCUCUCUAGUUGGACAUCUUUUUUAAUUAUUAUUAUUUUCUAAAAAGCUGAAGUACUCUGGAAAAUACAUAUUUUUUACUUUUAUUAAAGAUGUGAUUGAAUGUGCACAAGCAUGCAUGUGAUGUAGUAAUGCGUAAGGUGGUGAUACAGCUGCAGAAAUAAGAAAUUAACUGGAUGACAGUAUUUAGGAUAUCAAAGCAUGCUGGUAUCAAAGCUGCACAAGCUACAUUUCUGUUGUGAAGAUGAGGUCAGUAGAGAACCACAUUGCCUACUCUCCUACAUCCCGCCUGCUCAUUUACUACGGAUUUGCAGAUUUCAUGCUGAUGCCUUGACUUGUUAGGGCCAUCGUGUUCCCAGCUAGGUGUCUCAGAUACUUUCCUGGCUGUAAGCAGUCCAGUGGCUUUGAUAGUGGAUUCUGUACCUGCCAGCUAGGUGGAUCAUUUGACUCACAGGCACCGUAUCCCAAUUUUAUUCUUAUCAAUGGGCUGGUGAAUAGACUACAUUAAAUCUAAAUUCAAUGAAUAGACAGCCCACUUGGGUAUGGGAUCACUUUUUUGCCUGGCUUUCAGAAUCUGCAAGCAACCAUGUAUACAUGUAUAAGAUGUGUCUAGUAUCUAAGUUUUACAAUGCCUAGAUACGUGAGAAGCCUCUGUGCUGCUGGACUACCCAACAGAUGAGUUCCAUGCUCCUGCAGUUCACAAGUACUCAUUUCAUAGUCUGAGUCCCAUAAAAAUAUUUUCAUUUGGGAAAUAUCAGAACAGCCCUGUGCUGCAAGCACUCAGUCACUCAGUGCUUCUCUACUAAUGGCUUUCUGUUCUCCACAGGGUGGGGUUGUUGGAUCUAUUUCUAUGUUUGUCCUAGUGUUUGGUCAAUGCACAUUUUGUUAUUGCGUGUGUAUUCCAGGGCAGUUUGUAUUUGUCCACCUGUCACAAGGCGAGGCCAUAACAACAAGUAAAGCAAAUGUAAAAUCUCAUAAUGCCCUGAAAGCCUAUGUCUCAAAAGUGUGGUUAAAAAGUAAUGUAAAAUAUCUUUAGUAUACUGCAAGACCGUAUCGGUGUCCAUUUUGGACUCCCCUAUACAAGAAGGAUAUUGUCAUACCAGGAAGAGUCUGACUGGGGUCCCCAAGAUUGUGGCUGGAAUGUGUAGGAUGUACAAUGAUUGAUGUGCAAGCAGAGGCUUAGAGAGCUGGUUUUGUCUUAGGAGAAGAGAGCUAAAUGAAGAUUUAACUAAUACCUUCACCUACCUAAUGGAAAGGUAUGAAGAGGGCAGUGGCAGGCUCUACUUGGGUGUACUCUGCAAAAGGACAAACAGAAGACACGAGCUGCAGCAGGGGAUUAGAGGGAAAGAAGUAUCUUCACUGUGAGCAUGAAACACUGGAACAAGGUUACCCAGGGAGGUUGUGGUGACCUAGAGAUAUCCAGAAGUCAACUAGACAUGGCCCGAGCAACCUGACCUAACUUUCAAGUUAAAUCAGACUUCAAAGAUGGCCCUCUUUUGUCUGGGAGUUUGGACUAUAUGAUCUUUAGAGGUCUCUUUCAACCUAAAUUAUUCUUUGAUUUAUCAGACUGCCCUUUAAGUCUUUUAUACAACUAUUGAUAGAAUUUUAUUUUCAGUAUAUUCUAAAUGUAAAGAGAGUAAAAGAAUAUACAUUCCAACAGGGAAUAUUUUCUUAAAACAAAAUGCAGAUGUUUUUUCUCCCAUUGAGCAAUUUCUUUGCCAAUAGUUAACAAAGAAGUAUUCUUUUGACUGUGAAUGCUCUCAAGAAGAUUUUUUUCUACCAUUAAUUGAUCAUAUCACGUAGCUAACUUAAAAUUUAUAGCUAAUAAAAGUUUUUUUUUUUUUUUUUUCAUGAAACUUUACAAUCCAGGAAAGUCUUGAUUACGCAGAGGAAUUCUUAUGUAUCCUUAUCUAUCUUCAGUGUAAUAGAGUCUAAAUUAGAUCUUAGGUAAAAGACCAAAAGAUGGGAGCAAAUGAGAGAUAAAGACAAUUUAGAACUAACCCAUUAUUUUUUUUUAGAAUUCCUACCUUCCAAAAAAUGACAUUUCCCUAAGCAGACAUGCCUAGAUUUCACUUAAAUUCAGUUUCAGCUGAAUGUUUGCACAGGGAAAUCACCUGCUCAUGCAAUAAUUCUUUCAUGUGUCAUUUUUACUUUUUUCUGUAUUACAGUGAAAUCAGCUGAAGGUGUCUUGCAGACCGGUAAGACAGACUCUGCACUUUUGUUAUUAUUGUUUCGUUUGCUUUGUUUUGUUUUGUUCUGGUUAAGUAGGAGUUAUUAAAUAAUACUUAAGGGCAAAUUGCUCCAUUAGGUUAGCACAUACGUAUCUUUUAUAUCCAAACCUUGGGAUUGUAUAUGUAAUCACAGCAUGCAUCUUUCCAGCUAGUUUAAAUGGAACAAAGCUUGCAAAAAAUGCCACAAAUCCUUGUCCCUUUCCUUGUAUCAACAGGACAAUGGUGAAACUGUGUGGAAUCAGCUGACUAAUUUAGCUGAAAACUAAACUACAAGGCAAGUGUUAGUUUUCAGCCUGAUGAACUGCUCUUACUACUAGGCCAUGUGGUUGUUAGUGUUGACAGAAAGAUUGGGGUAGAAAACUAUGCUCUGGGAAGCUGUGAAGGGCAGGAUUACCUCUGUCAUUGUUACCAGGAACAAAUAAAACUGAGGGAAAAUAUGCAUCUCCUGUCUUUUCCCUAGGUUACUCCCUAAACCUCAGUUCCACUGUUCCUUAUCCUUGCUUAUCCUACAGGUUUUGCAUCAUUUAGACUUGAUUUGUGGCCACUGUUGCAGCAGGACCUGCUUUACUACUUCAUAAGCAUCCUAACUACGGUGAUAGGCAGCUGGAGGUCCCUCUGGCCUGUGUGCCAGGCCUUGGUAACCUCUCCAGUUGUUUUUUUUCUGUAGAUUAUCUGCUGUUCAUCAAAACAAAGUUGUAGCUGAGUCCCAGCUCUACAGAAGGAGGAAAUACAGACUUCUUUGCCUUCAUUCAUACAGAGAUGUAAAAUGUUUUAAUAAAUAAGAACUUUGCAGCAAAGGCAAUUUCCAUUUUGAAUAGUGUUAUAAUAGUGUUGUCACCAACCUGUAGUUAAUCCUGUCUCUAAUAAAUCUCACCCCAUUACUGACUUUUUGACAGGAAUCUCAUCUUUUUAUUAGCCUAUUUCUGCUUGUGUCAACGAGUUGAGCUGGUCACAGUUUGAGGCCUGCUUUGGUACAUGCAUGAGCAGGGAAGAAUUUGUAUGAGCAAUUCACGGACAUCAGUGAACUCUACAAUCCCUGAAUUCUUGCCUUUUUAAGAAGGGGGUGUCUAUCCAUCUUCCCUGGAAAAUAUAAAAUACAGGCCAAAGAUGAUGUGAGGGAUCACAGUCUGCUUUAUGGCCUUCUUGUCACAUCCAUCCAUCUGUGAAUUCAUGUCUACAGCAUGAACUGUUCAUUUGGGUAAAUUUUUGGGUAAAUAUUUUUUUAACCAAUUUCUCCUUUUGUCCCGGAUCUAGGGAUAUCAGAGUUGGAAGUUAAGUGGGACGAUGAGGCCUACUUGUGAUGCUGGGAAAGCUGUAGGUGGUGCUAUGGAGCACUAACAGCCCUAAAGGUAACAGAUACAGAUAAACAGAUAAAGGUAACACCUGAAUAAACAGAUAAACAGAUAAAGGUAACACACUUUUACAAAGAGAAAGGUAUAGAAAAAUAGCCAAAGUUCUUAUGGGAAGCCCCUCAGCAUAUUUGCUCUCAUGUGUCCUACUUGCGGGUGGCUAGUGCAACAGCAGUGCCCGAGGGAAGGAAGAUGAGAUACUUGUAAGCUGUCACUGUCUGACUGAGCUGAGCCCAGCAACCGAGAAAGGUGUGCUUAGUUAACUCUACUGGCAGCCAGCUGCAGGUGGCAAUUGCUAUGCUGCCCAGUCAAUAUUUACUUUUUAUUUGUUGUGUGGUUGUUCAUGCACUACAUGCUAACUGACAUUAGGAGAAAAUUAAUUUUCUUAAGUGAUUACAGCUAGUAUUCAAGUAAUGCACACAGAUUUCUAUUAGUUUAUUGUUUUUUGUUUGUUUGUUUGUUUGUUUUGUUUUGUUUUUUAACUUUCUUCUUCCAAGUCAUACUUCUUCCAAUUCCCAUUGAAAUUGCUGUAUUUCCACUUUAUUUGUUGUGCCAGAGCUGCAGAACUACUGAAGCAAAAGGUUCAGAGUGAAUUGAAGCUGCACUAAUAUUAUGGCUCUUCCUGUCAUCCUGUGUGGUCUUCAAAUACAUUUUGUUUGUUUUACUUCUGUCUAUGCAAGGACUUGCUUUUGUCCUGGCUUUGCAUUCAUUUGGGAGUUGGCAUCCAGUCCUGGUUGGUGCUUUCCUUGCCAAACACAUAUUUGUUGUCCUGAUUAUAGAUAUUGCUAAUUAUGUAUCUUUUCUCCCCCAUCAACAAAUUAUCAUGGGAUAUCAGUUUUUCAUCUGUCAUUUUUCCUUGAUAAACCACAUGCUGCAUGUCUGUCCUUAGGCUACGAUAAAUACAAACUAUUAUAAAUCAAUUUAAUCCUUUUUUUGGUGAACUAAAUCCCAAUCUCUUCACUAUUUCAUUUGGCCAGAAUGGUCUCCCCGUGACAUUUCCUAAUGAUUUGUGAUGAGAUUGCAUAUUUACUCCAUGCACUGGUGGAAUUGCUACCUUCUGGGGUGUUCAGUCUCUUCAUUUUCUAUAAGAGCUCAGCUUUUUAUGUCUGGAAGGGCUAUCUUAGCAGAGACUUUGUAUGGUACUACUCCUGGGCAUCUGUUGCAAGCCUCUCCCUGUAACUUUAGUUGCUUUAUAUGUUUACUGUACAUUAGCCUAAUGCCUCACUUUUUUAUGUAUUCAGAUCAGGUCUGCCCUUUUCACACUUUGGUUAUCUCUGUCAAUCACUUAGUUCAUUCACUUAGGCCUUGACAUUUCUUUAAUUGCCCUCAGUUGUCCAGGGUCCAGUUGAACUCCCUCAGAGCUCAACAGAUGCCUGCCAUAGUUGUUUAUAGGUUUCUUCUGCUUCAGUUACUUUCUGUCCAUCCUAAAAUAGUGUCUUCAAUGCUUUUAGGAGUUGCUGGAUUCGUGGCAGUAGAUUGUCUUUCUCAUGCAAUCUCCUGCUGCUGCUGCUGCUGUAAACUUCAACUUUAGGCUUGGAAGUCCUCUAUUCCCCCAUUGUCAUUUUCUUGUGCAUUUGUAGAAAAUAAUAUGUUCUCUCUCAUAAGCUCUCUACUAGCUAUGUCUUGCAUCUGAUCCGGUGGUAUAAGCAGAAGUUUGAGUGAGAGUAUUUAGUAUUCUGGCGGCAUUCAUCUGUCCCAGUCUCCCCAGGAGAUCCUAGGUUGCUGAUAGCAUCUGAUCCCCAGGAGCACAAUGUACUAGCCAAUACGAAGCCCUCACAUUGUGACCACGGCGUGUUGUUCAUGUGCCACUUCUUUCAAGACUGAAGAAAUUGUAACUGGCCUAUUGAACAAAUGCAGUGCUUUAUUCAAAUCAGGCACUGGUCUUCUGUGUUUACAUUUUCAGCCCCUACAAAACUGUCCAGCAGUGGUGUGAGUGCUGUUAUUCUGAACAGGGUUCUUCUAAAUGGUUGGGUUUUCUUCUUUCCUUUAUAAAGGCUUUUUCUUCAGUUAGGCUUUGGGCCUCCGCUCUUAAAACUGCUCUAGCUUCUGUGCUGUCACUGGCAUGCUGACAUGUGCUGCUUACAGCACUGGGGUUGACGUGGAGCACCCUUCUGCAAUUGCUUUACAUCACACCUAACACGUGGCGCUCUAGUCUCCUUUGGGGACUCGUGUAUUUCAGUCCCUGCCUUUUUUCUGGUGCCUAGACUCCUCCCCUUAAACCUGAAAAAAUACUUAAAGCAAGCACCUGUGCCACCCGGGUGCAUAUCCCUUCCUCACUUGCAAGACGGGCUUUGCCCUGUAUCUGCUAAGACGUAACAGUUCUGGGUCUUGCUUCUUGUUACGCAGCACUGACAAGUGGAUCGACCCUUGGGCUGUCGUUUUCUGGCGCUUGUGUCCUUCAUAAUUAUUCAGGAAUGGAUAAGGUGAUUGCCCGUCCAUACAAAAGGCCAAAUGCUCUCUGUAGGCUGAUUUGCUUUCCCUGGGCUGGAGGUAACUGUUCUUUCUUUAUUCGAUGGUGCGAAGCCUUCAGCAGCAUAAUUGAAGUGUCCGUUAUAAGGCUUGCUGGAAGAGAAUGUCGUGAUACGGAGCCUUUUCCAGAAGACAUGGCAGAAGUAGUUAAUGAAAUUACAAAUGCUUUGUUAAAAGAUCUGCAAGAAAAACCAUUUGCAUUAUUUGGUCACAGUUUUGGAUCUUUCGUUAGUUAUGCACUUGCAGUACACUUGAAAGAGAAGCACGGAUUAGAGCCGGUCCAUAUGUUUUUCUCAGGGUCAUAUGGCCCACAUAGUGAAUAUUUUCAUCUGAUGUACAAAUUGCCUGAAGUAGAAGAUAGUCGCUUGCUUGAACUUAUACACACAUUAGGAGGAACUCCUCCUGAGUUUCUGCAAAAUGAACAAAUCACCAAACAUUUGUUACGUGUUUUAAAAGAAGACCAGAAAGUUCUUGUCACAUAUCCUUGGCACGAUGUAAGAAAGAAAUACUUCUCUUGUGAUCUUACCUGCUUUAACGGGUCUGAUGAAAAAAACCAUGGCUCAGAAGCCUGGAUUGCAAUAACCAGUGGAGAUACUUCCAUUUACAGUCUUCCUGGAAAUCACUUUUAUCUAAUGGAGCCUUCUAACGAAACUUUCUUGAUAAAAUACAUAACUAAAUGUAUAGAAAAUUCUGACAUAUGAGUAUUUCCCUCCAUUUUAAUAAUAGAAGGUGUAAGAUAACUCCACAGAACUUAAUAAUUAAGUCAUUCUUUCUGUUAAAUUGCAUUCAGUUAUGCCUAAAUGUAACUCUGUUCCUCCAGAACAUUUUUAUUGUAAUCAUUUAAAAGAAGUUGUUCUGUUACAAAAAUAAACAUUGUCUUCAUGUCUUAAAAGUAAAAACUUUUCAUCUUUUCCUUC
Messenger RNA from Anas platyrhynchos (mallard), 9679 nucleotides. It is a transcript of the gene OLAH, whose product is annotated as oleoyl-ACP hydrolase. The record is from RefSeq and is a predicted model, not a curated record. Gene Ontology annotation, biological process: lipid biosynthetic process. Lineage: Eukaryota; Metazoa; Chordata; Aves; Anseriformes; Anatidae.